AUGUAUGAAAUUUCAAAGUCAUCGCCUGCAAAAUAUUAUAUAUCCCUACCUCAAUUAUUUGGUGCUUAUAUUUUCCAAUUCGCACUCAUCCAAAUCAAAGAUACAGAGAGAAAUGGGAUUCAAAAACGAAGAUUUUCAGCCUUUUCCAAAUAGUGAUUAUCAGCAAUUCCAAAGGAGUCCAGAUGAUUCAUUCGACAAAUUUACUGAUCAGGCUAAUUCCACUAUGAAAUGGGGAAUUGCAGAAUCUUUUGUACUAGGUGUGGUGACAAUUGUAGCAAUUACAGCAAUAGUAUAUGCAAUUAUUGAUUGUUUAAAGAAAGCAGGAAGUGCAAUUCCAGGUUAUGCUAGAAUUGCUAACAUUGACAUUGAUCAUAAAGUUUCAAACCAACAAUCUUCAGUAGAUCAUAUGGCAAUAACAAUGGAGCAAGAAUCUCAAAACCCACAAAUUCAGUUUCCAACAAUAGAAAGAUUCCUCAGUAACAUGGCAAGAGAGAAACCUGUUCGGUUUUCGCCUCAGCAGAUCGAAGAAUUCACCAAUAAUUGCUCCGACAUUUUGGGAUCGGGAAGCUAUGGAGUAGUCUUCAAAGGCGUGUUACCAAAUGGCGUGCCUGUAGCGGUUAAAGUUCUCACGAAUCGUUCGAGUAACAAGCAAUUGGAGGAGCAAUUCAUGGCGGAAGUAAGCACUAUCGGAAGAACUUACCAUGCCAACUUGGUUAAACUUUACGGGUUUUGCUUUGAUUCUUCGGUGAUGGCUCUUGUUUACGAGUAUUUAGAGAACGGAUCUUUGAACAAGUUCUUGUUCGACGAAAACCAAGAAAUAAAGUGGGAGAAGCUCAACGAGAUUGCAAUAGGAACUGCAAAAGGUUUAGCCUAUUUACACGAGGAUUGCGAACAUAGCAUUAUUCAUUAUGAUAUCAAACCCGAAAACAUUCUUCUCGACGAUAAGUUGAAUCCAAAGGUUGCGGAUUUUGGAUUGGCAAAGCUGUGUAAUAAAAGAGAAAAUAGUAAGAUAGCAUUAAGUGGCGGUAGAGGAACACUCGGAUACUCUGCCCCGGAGGUGUGGGAAUGGAAUCAUCCCACAACUCAUAAGUGCGAUGUGUAUAGUUUUGGGAUUGUUCUGUUCGAAAUCAUCGGAAGGAGACGCCAAUUUGAUGCCAAUGCUAUCGAAUCUCGCCAAUGGCUUCCGAAAUGGGCAUGGGAUAUGCAUAAGAACAAGGAACUCGACGUGAUGUUAUCAUUUUGCGGGAUUGAAGACAAGCAUAAGAGAAAGGCAGAGAGAAUGUGUAACAUUGCUUUGAUGUGCAUACAACAUUCACCAUGUGCAAGACCUUUAAUGAGUGAUGUAGUAAAAAUGCUCGAAGGAAGCAUGGAAAUUACGCAUUCGCCUCCGAAUCCGUUCCAGUAUUUGGAAUCUGCGGGUCUUGACAUGAUAUCGAGCAUUGGAAGUCUUGACGACUCGGACACGAUUGCAUCAAGAAAAUAUUUUUCAGAGAAUUAUCACCUUGCUUCUAAAAAUGAUACGUCUGAAAUAGAGUUAGCCACUUAUUAGAUUUUACCUAAAAUAGACUUAGAAAAAUUAUGGUAGUUGAUUUAAGUUAUAAGGUGAUGUUACUAAAAUUUUCAUUUGUUAUCAUUUAAUUUUAUGGUA
Messenger RNA from Mercurialis annua (annual mercury), 1648 nucleotides. Its product is annotated as rust resistance kinase Lr10-like. Gene Ontology annotation, biological process: protein phosphorylation. The transcript is spliced from 2 exons. Gene Ontology annotation, molecular function: ATP binding; protein kinase activity. The coding region runs from base 5 to 1549 and encodes 514 amino acids. Lineage: Eukaryota; Viridiplantae; Streptophyta; Magnoliopsida; Malpighiales; Euphorbiaceae. The record is from RefSeq and is a predicted model, not a curated record.